Messenger RNA from Podospora pseudocomata, 1308 nucleotides. RefSeq lists its product as uncharacterized. The record is from RefSeq and is a predicted model, not a curated record. Bases 1 to 1308 code for a protein of 435 amino acids. Lineage: Eukaryota; Fungi; Ascomycota; Sordariomycetes; Sordariales; Podosporaceae. The transcript has a single exon.
AUGCCCAAUUCACUCAAAGUCUCGCUCGUUAACAACGCCCCCCCGGGCACUACCGUCUACGCUUACAUCACCGGCCUCGCGAUCCAACACUCCUCCCGCCGUGUUUUUGUCAAGCAGGACAGCUCCCUUUACUUCCCUUCUAAUCCCAGCCAGAUUCUGCAGCCUCUUGAAGAAGACUGCGCCAUUGUUCUCGGCAGCCAGUCGAGUGUGGUGACGAUCCCUCAAAUAGCGGGCGGUAGAAUCUGGUACAGCUAUGACACGCCGUUGACCUUCUUGCGCAACCAAGGCGGGCCUGGCGGUGGAGCGGCGCUUGUUGAGCCCUCUGUUUUGAACCCGACUGAUCCGAAUAACCAAGUCAACUUUGGGUUCUGUGAGUUCACGCUUGAUCCAGCGCAGCUGUUUGCCAAUAUCAGUUAUGUGGAUUUUGUGAGUGGGAUUCCGGCUGGAUUGACGCUCAAGGAGAGGGGUGGGAAGGUGCAGCAUGUCAGUGGGAUGGCAGAGGAUGGGUUGGAGAGAGUUUGUCAGGGGUUGAGGGAGCAGACGAAGAAGGAUGGGUGGCCUUGGGAGAGGCUGAUUGUUAUGAAGAAGGGAGGUGGUGGUCAAGUGCUGAGGGUGCUGAGUCCGACUCAUGCUGGGGCUGCGAGGGUGAAAUUCGACGGGUUUUUUGAGCCGUUGGUGGAAAGAGCUUGGAGGAAGUAUGCUCAGGGGGUGGAGGGGGGCCAUACAAAUGGGCAUAAGGAGGAGAUCAAGGCUGAGAAAGAUGGGAAGCGGAAUAGGCUGUCGGCUCUGUUCAUGGGGUUCAAAAAUAAGGGUCAGAGUCAAAGUCAGCAAAGCCAUGGGGCCGAAACAGGGUGUGAGAUGCAUGUCGACACGCAAACGCCAAUGGGGGUUUUGAGUGGGUGCAUUCCAAAGGGCAAGAACGAGCUCAUCAUAGGAGGAGAGGCGUUUUCGAAGCCUACCACGGCAGAUAUUCUAGGUUGCAACAGUGGGCCGUUUACCACGGGCCCAUCACCAAAACGAAACGCCAUUAUUCCAAGACUUGCGGCUGCGUUCCAGAGGAGCUGUAUUGCGGAUAUCAUGGAGCACCCUUCUCCGCCGGAGACGUUUUACUGCUGCGAGCCUACGAACCAUUAUUGCCGAAUUGUACACGAGUGCAAUCUUGAUGGCAAGGGAUAUGCGUUCGCAUAUGACGAUGUUCAGCCGGAUGGGGGGGCUGACCAGAGCGGGAAGGUCAACGCAGGAGAUCCAGAGGAGUUUAUUGUUUUGAUCGGCGGGCGUGGGGCAUAUGUGGGAGGUAGGAUGCCAUGA